ACGCAACGUUACGUGAUGCCUACCUACGAUUUCGAGUCACGUACUUACAUGUGUGUACGCGGACAACGAUACACAAAAACAAUAUAGAAUAACUACAAUUUAACGGUCGUUAAAUUUUAACUUCAUAAUCAAGUAAAUCUCUUCGACACUAUUACGAUGGACGCUCAGAAACCAGAGAUGGCUCUUACCUUCCAGCAAAUAAUACUCGACGCUGGCAAGCUCGUUAACGAUUUAACCCAGCAGGAGAACACAGCUGAUGUUCUCAUCUGCGAGAUACAAUCCGUGUGCAAUCAAAUUGACAGCAUGAAGCAGUACCAAGAAGAUCUUGAGACUUUGAACUCUCAAGCAAGUAACCAAAAACGCCAAGAAAUCAUCGCUGGCUUUCAAAAGGGAAAUAAUAAUUACUUCAGAGAACUGCGAGCAGAAAAUAAAGAUUUGCGCCUGGCAUUGGAAGAUUAUCAAAAAGCAAUGGAGCAGAUUAUGUCUAAAUACAGACAGCAAACUGCUUACUUUUUAAAGCAAACUAAACAAAAUUAUACUGCCUUACCUAAUUCAUGCCCUGUAAAUAGUCAAAAUAAGUGUUUACAAGUUAUUGCUGCACAAGCGGAUAAAAUCAAUGAGAUGGCUUCAGUUAUGAGAAGAGCAUCAGAAAUGGGUGAAGAAAUGGAAAUGAGUCAUAUAGAAAUGUUAUCACAACUAAAACUAGAAAAUGAAGAACUUCGAGGACUUCUUGAAAUUAGUAACCAGUAUUACCAUCCAAAACUUCAAAAUGAUAUUGACAACAAAAAUGGACACAAAUGUUGCAAAGACAUUCAAACGUGUAGUAAACUAGUGCAAACCGAGCCAAAUAUUGUGGUAAAACAAGACAAUGUUAAUCUCGACCCAUGUGAUACAUCUGAUGCAUCCACAGUGUCUGAACCAGAAUAUCCCAACAAAGAUUACGAGGUAUAUGAUUCCAUAUUUGGAGUAAAGUGGACAAAAGAAGAAAAAGAUGAGGAAUUGAAUAAGGACUUGAAAGAAGAAAAGAAUAAGGAGCAAAAAAAUGAGAUCAAAGAUGAAAUUAAAAGUGAGAUCAAGGAUGAAAUAAAAAGUGAACUAAAAGAUGAAUUAAAAAUUGAGAUCAAAGAUGAAAUGAAAAGUGAAUCCAAGGAGGAAUUACAAGAUAAAAAGGAAGUGUUAGAAAAAGAAUAA
Molecule: messenger RNA, 1191 nt
Organism: Trichogramma pretiosum
Lineage: Eukaryota; Metazoa; Arthropoda; Insecta; Hymenoptera; Trichogrammatidae
Product: FGFR1 oncogene partner 2 homolog
Exons: 4
Coding region: 157-1191 (344 amino acids)
Source: RefSeq, a predicted model, not a curated record